Messenger RNA from Molossus molossus (Pallas's mastiff bat), 2574 nucleotides. It is a transcript of the gene IMPG1, whose product is annotated as interphotoreceptor matrix proteoglycan 1. The transcript has 16 exons. The coding region runs from base 186 to 2450 and encodes 754 amino acids. The record is from RefSeq and is a predicted model, not a curated record. NCBI's taxonomy places the organism in Eukaryota, Metazoa, Chordata, Mammalia, Chiroptera, Molossidae. Gene Ontology annotation, biological process: visual perception.
UCCAGAAACAGACACCGCUUCGUGUUCUUCAUAAAUUAGCACCCUCAUAAGGUAAAGCAAGAAGGUUAUCCUCACUCAGCUUGCAUCGAUAUUUAAUUAUUUUCCAUAUUUCUGUCAUUUCUUUUUAAAUGAGAUUUGGGGCUGUUCCGUGAUUGUGAUAGAUUUACUGAUGCACAAAAGUCAGGAUGUAUUUGGAAACCAGAAGGGCUAUUUUUGUUUUUUGGAUUUUUCUCCAAGUUCAAGGAACCAAAGACCUCUCCAGGAAAAUGUGCCAUUCUGAAACUAAAGACAUAGACAAAGCCCCAAGAAUCGAAACAGCUGAAACUACAGCAAAAACGUACAAGGUGUCAACCCUGAGACAGAUAUUCGAUUUGGCAAAGCAUCGGACAAAAAGAUCAGCUUUUUUCCCAACUGGGGUUAAAGUCUGUCCACAGGAAUCCAUGAAACAGAUCUUAGCCAGUCUUCAAGCUUAUUAUAAGCUGAGAGUGUGUCAGGAAGCAGUGUGGGAAGCAUAUCGAAUCUUUCUGGAUCGCAUCCCUGACACCAGGGAAUACCAGGACUGGGUCAGCAGCUGCCAGCAGGAGACUUUCUGCCUCUUUGACAUUGGGAAAAAUUUCAGCAACUCCCAGGAGCACCUGGAACUUCUUCAGCAGAGAAUAAAACAGAGUAACUUCCCUGAGAGAAAAGAUGAAAUAUCCACAGAGGAGAUAUUAGGAGAGCGUGGUGAAACCCCUGUGUUUUCACCAGAUGGUGCCGAAGCCUCGCUCGGGACCCUCCCUCUCACUCCUAAGGACACACUCCUCAGUGACACCACGACGCCUACAAUAGAAAGAGACAUAGAAAUCGCUGAGGUGGCCGAGGGCCCAGCGGAGCGGAGGGUGGAGCUGAGCCUCUCUCUGGCAAGCCCGAAGCUCAGGGCGGAGCUGGCCCACGCGCAGCCCGCGGAUGCUCAGGAGCUCGCUGCGAAGUCGCAACUUCAGUUGCAAAAGGUAUUUAAAAAACUUCCAGGAUUCAAAGAAAUUCAUGUGUUAGGCUUUAGACCAAAGAAAGAAGGAGAUGGCUCAAGCUCCAUAGAGGUGCGACUUGCGGCCAUCUUUAAGAGAGACAGUGCAGAAGCAAAGAGUCCCACAAAUGAGCUGCUAUCUUUGGAUUCCAACAAAAUUGAAAGUGAAGGAGUCCUUCAUGGAAAGAUGGCGGAGGACAAGCAACCAGAAACCUUGCUCACAGCAUUAGACCUCAAAAGGCUGAUCAGCAGAGCACUGCAGGAAGACAAAUCCUUGCACGUGGGGACGAUUCAGUUCACUGAUGAAAUUACUGGAUCAUUACCUGGCUCUGAUCCCAAGACCCAGUCAGUGCUGCCUACACGCCUUGCUGAUACCACAAAGGAUGCUACUUUGAGUCCAGAACUUCCUCUUGGUCAACCCAGGCUCGAGACAGUGAAAAGAGAAGGACACAGUCUUCCUGCUUUCUCCACGGACAGUUCCUUGUCUCCACUUGCUGUGGGCUCUACCUCCCUGUCAGAAACUCGACCUUUCUUUACGGCACCGAGCAUCUUCUCUCUGCCUGCUCCAAGUGCCACCGACAGAAUGUCCAUUGACCAGACAGUGCUAGUCCCAGGGCUCACCAUCCUCACUGAUGAUUAUCCUGCCAUCAGCCAAGCAGCUCUGGAAAUUUCACAUCUGCCUGCAUCUUCAGAGGACAGCCGGUUGAGUACAGGCAGCCAAGAUAGAGUCCAAGACUUCGAUGAAAUGGGUCAAUCUAACACUCCUGCCUCCUCUGAGAUACCACGAUUCAGCGGGUAUGUGUCCACCGCAGACCGUUUCUCAGCAACUACCACUCCUGUUCCAGCUUUCCGGUAUAUCACCACCAGCUCGAUGACCACCGGCGCCAAGGGCCGAGAGCUGGUGGUGUUCUUCAGUCUGCGGGUCGCCAACGUGCCCUUCUCCGACGACCUGUUCGACAAGAGCUCCCUGGAGUACCAAGCUCUGGAGCAGCGAUUCACACAGCUGCUGGUUCCGUAUCUACGCUCCAAUCUCACAGGAUUUAAGCAACUUGAAAUACUUAACUUCAAAAACGGAAGUGUGAUUGUGAACAGCAAGCUGCGGUUCGCCACGUCGGUGCCGUACAACCUCACCAAGGCCGUGCACGGGGUCCUGGAGGACUUCUGUUCUGCGGCAGCCCAACAACUGGAUCUGGAAAUAGACAGCUACUCUCUCAGCGUUGAGCCAGCCGACCAAGCAGAUCCCUGCAAAUUCCUGGCCUGUGGCAAAUUUGCCCAGUGUGUAAGGGACGAGUGGACCGAGGAAGCAGAAUGUCGCUGCAGACCGGGGUACGAGAGCCAGGGGCCCCUAGACCACCAGGGGACCUGGGCCUCUGCGACCCUGGAAAGGAAUGUGAGGUCAUCCAGGGAAACAGAGCUCUGUGCAGGUAACCAGGAAAAGAAGUUCUGAAUUACUGACUGUAGGAUAUGAAGAAUUCAGCCAUCAAGAUUGGGAAGGAAACUAAAAACUGAAAAUGUCCAUGUUAUCAUCUAAUCUGUCUCAGGAGAGAUGGUUUGCUUUCUCAAGGAAAAUU